Messenger RNA from Chelmon rostratus (copperband butterflyfish), 4039 nucleotides. Its product is annotated as alanine--tRNA ligase, cytoplasmic-like. Gene Ontology annotation, cellular component: cytoplasm; mitochondrion. Gene Ontology annotation, biological process: alanyl-tRNA aminoacylation; tRNA modification. Lineage: Eukaryota; Metazoa; Chordata; Actinopteri; Chaetodontiformes; Chaetodontidae. The transcript is spliced from 20 exons. Gene Ontology annotation, molecular function: aminoacyl-tRNA deacylase activity; nucleic acid binding; ATP binding. The record is from RefSeq and is a predicted model, not a curated record. The coding region runs from base 109 to 3009 and encodes 966 amino acids.
GCUGUCUUUACCGUCUUUGUGGUUGAGCAGCAACGUGGGCUAAAGGAGUGUGUUGCGGAGUAGCAGCUGAUUCAUUCUGCGAGAAUAGUGAUUUCUAGCUGAUUCGGGAUGGACUCCUCUUUGAGUGCAGCUCAAAUCCGUGAGAAGUUCAUUGACUUCUUCCGUCGGCAUGAACACAAUUAUGUCCACUCAUCAUCCACCAUCCCGCUGGAUGACCCCACGCUCCUUUUCGCUAACGCCGGCAUGAAUCAGUUCAAGCCCAUCUUCCUCAAUACCAUCGAUCCGUCUCAUCCUAUGGCCAAACUGAAUCGUGCCGCCAACACCCAAAAGUGUAUCCGUGCAGGAGGCAAACACAACGAUCUGGAUGAUGUGGGUAAAGAUGUCUACCACCACACAUUCUUCGAAAUGCUGGGGUCCUGGUCCUUUGGGGACUACUUUAAGCACCUGGCCUGUGAGAUGGCCUUGGAGCUGCUGACCCAGGAGUUUGGUAUUUCCAAAGACCGUCUGUAUGUCACCUACUUCGGGGGUCACGCUGAUGCAGGCCUGGAGCCAGACCUGGAGUGCAGACAGAUCUGGAUCGACCUAGGGUUGGACGAGGCUCGCAUCCUGCCAGGCAGCAUGAAGGAUAACUUCUGGGAGAUGGGAGACACCGGCCCCUGCGGUCCCUGCAGCGAGAUCCACUACGACCGCAUUGGAGGAAGGGAUGCCUCUCACCUGGUGAACAUGGACGAUCCCAACGUCCUGGAGAUCUGGAACCUGGUGUUCAUCCAGUUCAACAGAGAGUCUGAGACUGAGCUGAAGCCACUGCCGAAGAAGAGCAUUGACACAGGGAUGGGUCUGGAGCGCCUGGUGUCCGUACUGCAGAACAAGAUGUCUAAUUACGACACUGACCUCUUCAUCCCGUACUUUGAAGCCAUUCAGAAGGGUACAGGUGCUCGACCUUACACCGGAAAAGUAGGUGCUGAGGAUGCUGACGGCCUUGACAUGGCCUACCGUGUGCUGGCUGACCACGCCCGCACCAUCACCAUUGCCCUAUCAGACGGCGGUCGCCCUGACAACACAGGAAGAGGCUACGUGUUGAGGAGGAUUCUGCGUCGUGCAGUCCGUUAUUCCCACGAGAAGCUGGGAGCUCAGAGAGGCUUUUUUGCCUCUCUGGUGGAUGUGGUGGUUGAUUCCCUGGGUGAUGCAUUCCCAGAGUUGAAGAAAGAUCCAGAAAUGGUGAAGGACAUUAUUAAUGAGGAGGAAGUGCAGUUCCUCAAAACCCUCAGCAGGGGCCGCCGUAUCCUCGACAGGAAGAUCAUGAGUCUGGGAGACUGCAAGACCAUCCCAGGUGAUACAGCAUGGCUGCUGUAUGACACAUACGGCUUCCCUCUGGACCUGACUGCCCUCAUCGCAGAGGAGAAAGGAAUGGCCGUGGACAGGGCUGCCUUUGAAGAGGAGAAGAAGGCAGCACAGUUAAGGUCCCAGGGUAAGGGCGCAGGAGAUGAAGACCACAUCAUGUUGGACAUCUAUGCCAUUGAAGAGCUGAGAAGCAAAAACGUACCCACCACAGAUGACUCUCCCAAAUACAAAUACAGUGCAGAUGAAACCGGCAAAUACGAGUUUGAGCCGGCCUCAGCCACAGUGCUGGCCCUGCGCCGUGACCGUACCUUCUGCGAUGAAGUGACCACAGGUCAGGAGUGCGGUGUGCUGCUGGACCAGACGUCCUUUUACGCCGAGCAGGGUGGACAGACAUUUGACGAGGGCUACAUGCUUCGAGAAGACGACAGCACAGGGGAUCGGAUGGAGUUCACAGUCAAGAAUACGCAGGUCCGAGGAGGUUAUGUUCUCCAUGUGGGGACAGUCUACGGCACCCUGAAGGUUGGAGACCACGUUACCUUAAGCGUAGACGAGGCUCGCCGCAGGCCCAUCAUGAGCAACCACACCGCCACACACAUAUUAAACUUCGCUCUGCGGGGGGUUUUAGGGGAGGCAGACCAGAGGGGCUCCCUGGUCGCUGCUGACCGCCUGCGCUUUGACUUCACUGCUAAAGGUGCCCUGAGCACAGGGGAGGUCCGGCGGACUGAGGAGAUCGCUUGUGCCUUGAUAAGAGAAGCUAAGACGGUGUACGCCAUGGAAGCCCCGCUAGCAAAAGCCAAGGCCAUUCAGGGUCUGCGUGCCGUGUUUGACGAGACCUAUCCCGACCCUGUGCGAGUCGUGUCUAUUGGUGUCCCCGUUGAGGACCUGCUGAAUGACCCCAACAGUGCUGCUGGUUCUCUCACCUCUAUUGAGUUUUGUGGUGGAACCCAUCUGCAGAACUCAGGUCACGCUGCACCGUUUGUCAUCGUCUCAGAGGAGGCCAUCGCUAAGGGCAUCCGCCGCAUUGUUGCUUUGACAGGAGCAGAGGCCCAGAAGGCCCAGAGGAAAGCUGAUUCUCUGCACCAGUCUUUGUCUGCACUGGCAGACAAGGUGAAGCAGCAGACGGCUCCAAACAAGGACAUUCAGAAAGAGAUCGCUGACAUGACGGAGUCAAUAGGCACAGCUGUGAUCUCCCAGUGGCGGAAGGAUGAGAUGAGGGAAACCCUCAAGGGCCUGAAGAAGGUCAUGGACGACCUGGACCGCACCUACAAGGCCGACAUCCAGAAGAGAGUCCUGGAAAAGACCAGCGAGGUUAUUGAAAGCAGCCCCAACCAACCGCUACUCAUCAUGGAGAUGGAGACCGGAGCCUCAGCUAAAGCGCUGAAUGAGUCACUGAAGCUGCUGAAGUCUCAGUCCCCUCAGACUGCUGCGAUGCUCUUCACCGUUGACCCAGACGCCGGCAAGAUCACCUGCCUGUGUCAAGUCCCACAGGAUGUGGCCAAACGCGGUCUGAAGGCCAAUGAGUGGGUGCAGGAGUUGUGCCAACUGCUGGACGGCAAAGGGGGCGGCAAGGACACAUCAGCUCAGGCCACGGGCAGGAACAUGCAAUGCCUGAAGGAGGCGCUAGAGAUGGCUAACGAGUUUGCACGGCUUAAACUGGGAGAGAACUAGGAGGAGAGAGGAAGAGGAGGAAAUGAAGUUGCAUUCGGAAGUUAGGGAGUAAAGUGGAAAUAAGGUGCUGGUUGACGAGUCUAAGUUGCACAUCACCAACCCCCAAACUGUCCUGCCUCCAUUUCCUUUUCUCUUUUCUUCUCCCCUUGAGUCAGAGAUUAGAAACACACAGAACAUGUUGACAGAUAACCACUGACACUCAGCCAGCUGUAAAUGAGACACUUCUAUAUUUAUGUCAACAAUGAUAGCUGACUUUCCCCAGUAAAUAUCAUUUCUGUGAAAGUUGCUUGUAUAUAGAGACAGAUCCUGUCAUGCAGUUAAGAGAAAGAGAUCGGCAGAUUAUUAGAGAAAUUCAAUUUAGUGUGUCCACAUCGUUAUUGCAUGCUCAUGUACAGAGGAAAAGAAAAGGGGUGUACUUUUGAUUGAUUGAGCCUCCUACAAGUACUGUACAGCUUAGAUGAAGCGACAAAAAGUGCAGUUUCUGCAUCAGACUGGUUGUGAGCAUGAUGUUGACUCUUCAUGAACUUCCAUCUUUCCUCUGUGUCUGUGUGUCUCCUCACUGUACUCCUGUGUAUUGUCAUUUAAAGCAUUUAGUCUCUGGUUCAGGGCUGCUUUAAACUUAAACAGUUUAAACUUUUGGCUUCUUGGACCACUUAAGCUGAGCCUCAGAAAGAAAAGUGAAAUGAUUUAGGUGCAGUAUACACAGUAUGUCCUUUUUGGCUGAAGGUUUAUGUCCUGAUCUCUGAGCAGUGGCUCUGUCCAUCUGUGUGAGUUAACUCCCACUGGACGUGAUUCAUAGUCUUUCUUUACAAAUAACAAGCCAUUACAUGGUAUAAGUCAACGGGUUUAAUUUAGUACAUUAACAGUUCAUUAACUGUGUAAAAUAAUCAUGAAUGUGUCUAAAAUGAAUCUGUGUUGUUUCAUUUUGCUGACAUUUAAUAUCGAUUGAAUGCAGAGUGUUGAAAUGUCAUUGUAGCUGUUCAUGUCAGAGAAAUGUCACAUUAUGGGAAUUGAAUAAAUACGACAGGCA